AUGCUUCUGACUCUCCUUAGGUAAUUGUCUACAUUGCAGCUUUCUUUAGCAUUAAUGCUAAUAUUUAGCAUCAGAACACUUUAUUAAAAACCGGCAGGCCCCAGUUAAAUUUCUUCAGGAAUUUUCUAGUUUCUACAUACAUUGCAGUUUGUGCUGAUGCCACAAGAUGUUACUAAACCUUCCACGCUGCUCCUUUAAACUAAUGAUCCUCUGUCUCCUUGUGUUUGACAGUUCAUGACGAAGAGUCCAAACAAGCGUCUGGGCUGUGUGGCAGCACAAGGUUGUGAGGAUGCCAUCAAGCUCCAUCCGUUCUUCAGAGAAAUUGACUGGAUGCUGCUGGACCAGAGGAAGAUCAAGCCGCCGUUUAAACCUCGUAUUAAAACCAAAAGGGACGUCAAUAACUUUGACCAGGAUUUUACACGUGAAGAACCUGUCCUGACGCCCGUGGAUGACAGCAUCAUCAAGCAGAUCAACCAAGAUGAAUUCAAAGGAUUCUCGUACUUCGGAGAUGAAACAUCUUAGAUUGCCGACAUGUUGGAUCCCAAAUACCCCAGGAAUUAUACUAGACCAUUGUGUCUUCAUUAUGGAUCCUGUGUUUUUGUUUGUCCAUUCAUACGAACUAUAACUGUAUGCUUCAGCAGCAUGAGGCAGGUGUGUGCAUGCAUCUCCAAAGAGAUGCUCAUUCCUUCACACGAUGUGACGUGUCCUGUAUCUGUAAAGAAUGUUUUGUUUUUUUUCUCUUGAACGUGUCUGAAUGGCAAAGACAUGAAUGAAUAAUUACAUUUAAAGCAAAAAAAAAA
Molecule: messenger RNA, 800 nt
Organism: Poecilia latipinna (sailfin molly)
Lineage: Eukaryota; Metazoa; Chordata; Actinopteri; Cyprinodontiformes; Poeciliidae
Product: protein kinase C epsilon type-like
Exons: 2
Coding region: 235-522 (95 amino acids)
Biological process (GO): protein phosphorylation
Molecular function (GO): protein serine/threonine kinase activity; ATP binding
Source: RefSeq, a predicted model, not a curated record